AUGACACAGGAAGGUGUCACGUGUCUGACGCUGCUGCUGCUGUUGUCUGUAUCGCUUUCAUUCGCCCGGGGUGAGAUCAACUGCUACAAGUGCUCGUCCCGAAACGGUACGAACCCGGCCUGCCACGACCCAUUCUCCCCGGCCAUGUCCACGUACGUGCGCGCCUGCAAGGUGCCGAAGCAGAAGCACGUGGGCGAGUUCCCAGCCAACUUCUGCGUAAAGCUGACCGGCACGUCAACGCGGACCGGGGAGGUCCUCGUCAUUCGCAACUGCGUGCUGAAGAACAUGGAGUCGCAGUGUGGGGCUUUCAAGUUCGCCAACGAGACUCUCCAUGGCUGUGUGCUGACCUGCAACUACGAUGGCUGCAACGGCGCCACCUCACAGACCGUUUGCGCACUUACGCUUCUGCUCACGCUCGCCGCAGCGCUCUGGGGCGUCGGGUGAAGUCCGGAUAAUCUGACCGUGUGUGUGUUGCUUUGGUUCGUCAUUUGGAGCCCGCUGGCCGACUGCGGUGGCCUGUGUAUGGGGUCUGCUGACGGGGCUCGCAUGCCCAUGCUCUAGCACGUGCGGUACGAGCAUCUUUUGCUGCCGCCCAGCACGCUCCGGUAUUUUUAGACGGACUCGCGUGAAAUAACAAGCGUGGACGUACUGUCAGUAGGCAGUAGGCACCAGCUAAACGUCUUAGUAGACGCUUAAUUUUGUUAAAGAUUUCCCUUAACAUAACAUAGAGUUGUACUGCAACCUUAUUCUCUGGGUGGGAAGAGUGUGCACAUUAUCUGCUCUGUGAUGAUUUUUGCUCGCUUAUCAACGGUUCGCUGCAGCGCCACGAAUUUUUUGAGACUUUCAUAGGAUGGAUAUGUUGAAAGGACGCUGUGUUGGAAUACGAAACAAAUCUUCUUGGCAGGGGCGGUUCCAGAUCAUCGUUUUGGGAGCUAUUUUUCUGUGCUUACAGGGUGAGAAGCAUAAGUUAGCGCGCCACACUGACGUGUUUUUGGAGUGAAUUAAAGAUCGCGGAUUUAUUCGUAUGGUUAUUUAGAGCAUGCGUGUUGCAUAUCAAUAUCUUCGGCGAAAUGGUGAGUACACUGUAACACUUAAUGCGUCCACCAUGCGCUUAUUGUGUCAGGCUUUAUGAAGAGAAACAUUCCCCACAGGCACUCCAGACUUCCACCUUGGAAUGAAAACUCGUUGAAACAAAUCAAAUGGUGUUUUGUUCAUCGAUGUUGGAAAACGAGUUUCCGAGAUAUCUAGGGUGGGGAGACACACAGCUUAUAUUUGGUGUAGAACCGAAUAUAUACAUAAAACACA
Molecule: messenger RNA, 1305 nt
Organism: Pollicipes pollicipes
Lineage: Eukaryota; Metazoa; Arthropoda; Thecostraca; Pollicipedomorpha; Pollicipedidae
Exons: 3
Coding region: 1-444 (147 amino acids)
Biological process (GO): sleep; regulation of synaptic transmission, cholinergic; positive regulation of voltage-gated potassium channel activity
Source: RefSeq, a predicted model, not a curated record